Mesitornis unicolor (brown roatelo) is the source of this 4981-nucleotide messenger RNA. It is a transcript of the gene ITPR2, whose product is annotated as inositol 1,4,5-trisphosphate receptor, type 2. Lineage: Eukaryota; Metazoa; Chordata; Aves; Mesitornithiformes; Mesitornithidae. Gene Ontology annotation, molecular function: inositol 1,4,5-trisphosphate-gated calcium channel activity; inositol 1,4,5 trisphosphate binding. The record is from RefSeq and is a predicted model, not a curated record. The annotation marks the transcript as partial. Gene Ontology annotation, biological process: calcium ion transmembrane transport. Gene Ontology annotation, cellular component: membrane; endoplasmic reticulum. The transcript has 36 exons.
GUUAGUAGAUGACCGGUGUGUGGUUCAGCCAGAGGCAGGUGACCUUGCUAAUCCUCCAAAGAAGUUCAGAGACUGCCUUUUCAAGGUGUGUCCCAUGAACCGAUAUUCAGCCCAGAAGCAGUACUGGAAAGCCAAGCAAGCCAAACAAGGAAACCAUACAGAAGCAGCACUGCUGAAGAAACUUCAACAUGCAGCAGAACUGGAGCAAAAGCAGAACGAAAGCGAGAACAGAAAGCUGUUGGGCGAAAUUGUAAAAUACAGCAAUGUCAUACAGCUAUUGCACAUAAAAAGUAACAAGUACCUCACAGUCAAUAAGAGAUUGCCAGCUCUGCUAGAGAAGAAUGCUAUGCGGGUGUCUCUGGAUGCUGCGGGAAACGAGGGAUCGUGGUUUUAUAUCCAGCCGUUCUGGAAACUGAGAAGUGAAGGUGACAAUGUUGUUGUGGGAGAUAAAGUUGUACUGAUGCCAGUCAAUGCAGGGCAGCCUCUACAUGCCAGCAACAUUGAGCUUCUGGAUAACCCUGGCUGCAAAGAGGUAAAUGCUGUCAACUGUAACACAAGCUGGAAAAUAACUUUAUUCAUGAAAUUCAGUAGUUACCGAGAUGACGUACUGAAAGGAGGAGAUGUUGUUAGGCUGUUUCAUGCAGAGCAAGAGAAGUUUCUGACCUGUGAUGAAUAUGAGAAAAAACAACAUAUUUUCCUUCGUACUACAUUGCGUCAGUCAGCCACUUCUGCAACAAGUUCUAAGGCACUGUGGGAAAUAGAGGUUGUCCAUCAUGACCCUUGCCGAGGAGGGGCAGGACAGUGGAACAGCUUGUUUAGAUUUAAGCAUUUGGCAACUGGGAACUACUUAGCUGCAGAGCUUAACCCACACUAUCCAGAAGGUAAUAAUGAAGGAAAAGCUUUGAGAGACGGCGACCUUCCUGCUUCAAAGAAGAAACGCCAAGCAGGGGAGAAGAUUAUGUAUACUUUGGUCUCUGUGCCACAUGGAAAUGACAUCGCAUCUCUCUUUGAACUGGAUGCCACCACUCUUCAGAGAGCUGAUUGCCUGGUUCCAAGGAACUCUUACGUCCGACUGAGGCAUUUGUGCACGAACACCUGGGUCACUAGUACCAGCAUUCCAAUAGAUACUGAUGAAGAGAGGCCUGUGAUGUUAAAGAUUGGGACGUGCCAAACAAAAGAGGACAAGGAAGCUUUUGCCAUUGUAUCAGUUCCUCUGUCUGAGGUCAGAGACUUGGACUUUGCCAAUGAUGCAAACAAGGUUCUAGCAUCAACUGUUAAAAAGCUGGAAAAUGGAACAAUAACGCAGAAUGAAAGGAGGUUUGUAACCAAGUUACUAGAAGAUCUCAUUUUCUUUGUUGCUGAUGUGCCUAAUAACGGGCAGGAAGUUUUAGAUGUGGUCAUUACCAAGCCAAACCGGGAACGACAAAAAUUAAUGAGGGAACAAAAUAUAUUGGCUCAGAUAUUUGGGAUCCUCAAAGCUCCUUUUAAGGACAAAGGUGAAGGCUCGAUGCUGAGACUUGAAGACCUAGGUGACCAGAGAUAUGCCCCAUACAAAUACAUGUUACGGUUAUGUUACAGAGUUCUCAGACAUUCCCAGCAGGACUACAGGAAGAACCAGGAAUAUAUUGCUAAGAACUUCUGCGUCAUGCAGUCCCAGAUUGGUUAUGAUAUCCUGGCAGAAGACACCAUCACAGCUUUGUUGCACAACAACAGAAAACUGCUAGAGAAACACAUCACGGCUAAAGAAAUAGAGACGUUUGUUAAUUUACUCAGGAGAAAUCGAGAGCCAAGGUUCUUGGAUUAUCUAUCAGACCUCUGUGUAUCUAACACCACAGCAAUACCAGUAACUCAGGAACUCAUCUGCAAGUUUAUGCUGAGCCCAGGGAAUGCUGAUAUUCUCAUUCAGACCAAGCUGGUUUCGACACAAAUGGACAAUCCCUUGGAAUGCCCAGUCAUCUCGGAUGACAUUGAUGAAGAGGAAGUGUGGCUUUACUGGAUUGACAGUAACAAGGAGCCUCAUGGCAAGGCCAUCAGGCACCUGGCUCAGGAGGCAAAGGAGGGCACAAAAGCUGAUUUAGAAGUCCUUACAUACUACAGGUACCAACUGAACCUCUUUGCAAGAAUGUGCCUGGACCGCCAAUAUCUUGCCAUCAACCAGAUUUCUGCACAGCUGUCGGUAGACUUGAUCCUACGAUGUAUGUCUGAUGAAAGCCUCCCUUAUGACCUCCGGGCUUCUUUUUGUCGGCUGAUGCUACACAUGCAUGUGGACAGAGAUCCUCAGGAAUCUGUGGUACCUGUCAGAUAUGCCAGGCUGUGGACUGAAAUUCCUACUAAGAUCACAAUUCACGAGUAUGAUUCUUUCACAGACUCUUCGAGGAAUGAAAUGAAGAGGAAGUUUGCGCUGACUAUGGAAUUUGUAGAAGAGUACUUGAAAGAAGUUGUUAAUCAGCCCUUUCCUUUUGGAGACAAAGAGAAAAAUAAACUUACAUUUGAGGUGGUGCAUCUGGCUCGAAACCUCAUAUACUUUGGCUUUUACAGUUUUAGUGAACUUCUCAGACUGACCCGGACACUGCUGGCAAUUCUAGAUAUCGUUCAAGUUCCUAUAUCAUCAUACUUUGAAAGGUUGAGCAAGUUUCAGGAUGGAGGAAACAAUGUUAUGAGGACCAUCCAUGGCGUAGGAGAGAUGAUGACGCAAAUGGUGCUGAGCAGAGGAUCUAUAUUUCCCAUCAGUGCUCCUGAUGUACAGCCAAGCAUUCACCCAAGCAAGCAAGCUAGCACCUCAGACAGUGAAGAUGUGAUUGUAAUGGACACCAAAUUGAAAAUCAUUGAGAUUUUGCAGUUUAUUCUCAGUGUUAGACUGGACUACAGAAUAUCCUACAUGCUGUCUAUCUAUAAAAGAGAGUUUGGGGAAAACAAUGAAAACAUUGAUAGCUCUGCAACAUCCCCGUCUGACACUCCAGGGAUUGCCUCAGCAAUUGUUCCUGACAUAGAUGAAAUUGCAGCUCAGGCUGAAACCAUGUUUGCUGGCAGAAAGGAGAAGAAUGCAGUUCAGCUUGACGAUGAAGGGGGCAGAACCUUUUUACGGGUGCUCAUUCACCUUAUCAUGCACGACUACCCUCCUUUGCUCUCGGGUGCUCUGCACCUGCUAUUUAAGCACUUCAGCCAGAGAGCAGAAGUUCUGCAAGCAUUUAAACAGGUACAAUUGCUGGUGUCUAAUCAAGAUGUUGAUAACUACAAGCAAAUCAAGGCUGAUCUUGAUCAGCUACGUCUGACUGUGGAAAAAUCGGAAUUGUGGGUUGAGAAGAGCAGCAAUUAUGAGAGUGGAGAGGUGGGCGACAAUCAAACCAAAGGGGUAGAAGAGCCCAUAGAGGAGCCAAAUAUUUUGAGUCCAAUACAGGAUGGGAUCAAAAAACCGCAGAUAGACAGCAAUAAAAGCAAUAACUACAAUAUUGUUAAAGAGAUUUUGAUUCGACUCAGCAAACUUUGUGUUCAGAGUAAAAAAUGUCGGAAUCAACAGCAGCGAUUGCUGAAAAAUAUGGGUGCCCACUUGGUAGUCUUGGACCUUCUGCAGAUACCCUAUGAAAAGAACGAUGAAAAGAUGAAUGAAGUUAUGAAUCUAGCCCACACUUUUCUUCAGAAUUUCUGUCGAGGAAAUCCUCAGAAUCAAGUUCUCCUCCACAAAAAUCUCAACUUGUUCUUAACUCCAGGCCUCCUGGAAGCUGAAACCAUGCGGCACAUCUUCAUGAAUAAUUACCUUCUAUGUAAUGAAAUCAGCGAGAGAGUAGUGCAGCACUUUGUACACUGUAUUGAGACCCAUGGCCGUCAUGUGGAGUACCUGCGUUUCCUGCAAACCAUUGUGAAAGCAGAUGGCAAAUAUGUCAAAAAAUGCCAGGAUAUGGUAAUGACAGAGCUGAUAAAUGGUGGUGAAGAUGUGCUGAUAUUCUACAAUGACAGAGCAUCAUUUCCAGUCCUACUCCAAAUGAUGUGUUCAGAGCGAGAUCGAGCAGACGAGAGCGGAGCCCUAGCGUAUCACGUCACUCUGGUGGAAUUGCUCGCGGCUUGUACAGAAGGGAAGAAUGUAUACACGGAGAUCAAGUGCAAUUCACUGCUGCCACUGGAUGAUAUAGUGAGAGUAGUGACCCACGAUGACUGCAUACCUGAGGUGAAAAUUGCCUAUGUUAAUUUUGUUAAUCACUGUUACGUGGACACUGAAGUGGAAAUGAAAGAAAUCUAUGCCAGUAACCAUAUCUGGAAGUUAUUUGAGAACUUCCUAGUUGAUAUGGCAAGGGUUUGUAACACAACCACGGAUCGUAAACAUGCAGACAUAUCUCUGGAGAAAUAUGUCACUGAGCCUGUAAUGAACAUUGUGAGUGGCUUCUUCAAUUCACCGUUUUCAGAUAACAGCACCAGCCUCCAGACACACCAGCCGGUUUUUAUUCAGCUGCUGCAGUCUGCUUUUAGAAUUUACAACUGUACCUGGCCAAACCCAACGCAGAAAGCUUCAGUGGAGUCAUGUAUCAAGACUUUGGCUGAAGUGGCAAAGAACCGUGGGAUUGCAAUUCCAGUGGAUUUGGACAGCCAGGUCAACACCUUGUUCAUGAAGAGUCACUCUAACAUGGUGCAGAGGGCAGCCAUGGGGUGGAGAAUGUCAGCCCGCAGUGGACCUCGUUUUAAAGAAGCUCUUGGUGGGCCUGCCUGGGAUUACAGGAAUAUAAUAGAAAAACUACAGGACGUAGUGUCCUCCUUGGAGCAGCAGUUCACUCCCAUGAUGCAAGCUGAAUUCUCGGUGCUGGUUGAUGUGCUGCACAGUCCAGAACUUCUUUUUCCUGAGGGGAGUGAUGCCAGAGUAAGAUGUGGUGCUUUCAUGUCCAAGUUGAUUAAUCACACAAAGAAGCUAAUGGAGAAAGAAGAAAAGCUCUGCAUUAAAAUUCUUCAGACAUUACGAGAAAUGCUUGACAAGAAAACUAACUUUGCGGAAGAG